Molecule: messenger RNA, 1457 nt
Organism: Gavia stellata (red-throated loon)
Lineage: Eukaryota; Metazoa; Chordata; Aves; Gaviiformes; Gaviidae
Gene: HABP4
Product: hyaluronan binding protein 4
Exons: 8
Coding region: 1-1158 (385 amino acids)
Biological process (GO): positive regulation of translational initiation; positive regulation of RNA splicing
Cellular component (GO): cytoplasm; nucleus
Molecular function (GO): RNA binding
Source: RefSeq, a predicted model, not a curated record
AUGAUGAAGGGGACGGUGGGCAGCCCGGUGGCCGCCGUCAUGCAGGAGAGCUUCGGCUGCGCCGUCGCCAACCGCUUCUACCAGCUCCUGGACGACGAGUCGGACCCCUUCGACAUCCUGCGCGAGGCCGAGCGCCGCCAGCAGCAGCGCAAGAAGCGCGACGAGGCGGCGGCCGCCCGGAGAGCCGGUCCCGGCGGCAGGGCGGGCGGCGGCAAGAGGGAGUCCCAGAAGGAGCGCAAGCAGCCUGGGAGUCCCCCCGCGCGCGGGGGGCCGCCGCAGCCCGGCCAGAAGCGAGCACCUAAGCGGGGAGAACAGCAAGGAUUCAAUAACAGAGGAGCAGAGGUGAAACAAGACAAAACUGAAUGGAGACCGUCUUUCAGGGAAUACCGUUCCUAUGAAACAGAAAGACAAGUGGACUUCACAGUGGAAAGACCAAUUGAAAAAUUAGACCGUGAAAGGCCAAUAAGAGGUCGUGGCGGAGGAAGAGGUGGAAUGCGAGGUAGAGGAAGAGGUGGUGGAAUAAAUAGAAGUUUCGAUGGCUUUGACCAAAAAGGAAAACGGGAAUUUGAAAGACAAAGUGGGAAUGAUAAAACAGGAAUGAAAGCAGAUGACAAAAAGGGUGGAAGUGGAGCUUGCAACUGGGGAACAGUUAAAGAUGAUACAAGUGGGAUGGAACAGACUGCUCCUAUGGAAGAGACUGCAGAAACAGCUGAGCAGCCAGGGGCAUCUGAAGGAGAGCCUCUAAAUAAAGUUGCUGAAGGAGAGCCAAUGGAAGAAGUAGUUCAAGAAAUGACGUUAGAUGAGUGGAAAAAUCUUCAGCAACAGAAUCGACCAAAGCCUGAAUUCAACAUCCGGAAGCCAGAAUCCACUGUUCCUUCCAAAGCAGUGGUGAUUCACAAGUCAAAAUAUAGUGAUGAUUUGCAAAAAGAAGACUUUGAAGAUGAUUCUCAUGUCUUUCGAAGACCAGUGAAUGACAUAACGUCUCAGCUGGAUAUUAAUUUUGGGAGUCUUCCUCGCCCUGGCCGUGGAUCAAGAGGAGCACGAGGUGGUCGUGGUCAUGGCAGACGAGUUGAGCGGGCAGAACCUCGACCAGAAUUAGUGGUGCAGCUUGUUGCUCCAAAUCCUGAUGAUCCUGAGGAUUUUCCAGCUUUAGCUUGAAGAACCGUCUUGAAUGGUGGUAUUGCAAAGUAGCUUUGGUGUAGCUGUGAAGAGACCAGUUUUAUGCUGGUCUGGAUAAAGGAAGUCUGUUUCUACUGGAAAAGCUGUUUGGGUGUUUGGUGUGGAAUGAUUGCAGCCCUCUGCUAAUGGAGUUGGGUUCUGGAGAUACUGGUGGACUGGGAUCCUGUCACAGGUUCCAGCAUCUGCCUCCAUUUGUGAAAACUGUGUGAAGGCUUACAGUACUUCACUACAAGGCUUCAAAUGAAGUUCAAGAAUAUAGUGUUUAAAAAUGUGUAUAU